AAAAAGUGUAAUUGCAAAUCAAAAGAAUUUCAUUGCUACUGAAGAAACAUUUCUAUUGUUGCCUAUGCUUGAACUCAAGUUGUUAUUUAUUUUGCAGGUCUACGGGUUAUCGUGGAUCGUGCUUGCUGUUCUCAUUAUUCUUUUCAAGGUGUUUACCUUUAGCCAGAAGAUAUCUGUUAAUUUCCAGCUGGUGCUGCGCUUUGUCCAAGGCGUAUCAUUCAUGCUAGCAAUGGCUGGUUUGGCUGUUGCAGUGGUACUGACUAAUCUAUCCGUGCCAGAUAUCUUUGCCUGCAUCUUGGCAUUUGUACCCACUGGAUGGGGUAUUAUUUCGAUAACUGUUGCUUGCAAGCCGUUGAUGAAGAAGCUUGGGUUGUGGAAGUCGAUACGCUCCAUUGCUCGUCUAUAUGAUGCUGGAAUGGGAAUGAUUAUCUUCAUUCCCAUUGCCAUUUUCUCCUGGUUCCCCUUUGUCUCAACAUUUCAGACACGACUGAUGUUCAACCAAGCAUUUAGCCGGGGGUUGGAGAUUUCUCUCAUCCUUGCUGGAAACAACCCGAACUCUGAUCUAUGAUGGCUGUGUUUCAUUUUAAACUCUGUAUUGUAAAAUGUAGGAAUGAAAUGUUUUUAGGCUUUACUCCAUUUUUCAGUGUCAGGAUAGUAAGAUGUGUAAUGACGUUUGAUCAGUUGUGAUGAUAUAUCUCAUGAGAGGUUGGAAAUACUUUCUGUAUAAAGAACGGUGUAAUGAUUCCUAAUUCUUCUGUAUAAAAUUUUGUUUGUAUUUUGAUCA
Molecule: messenger RNA, 784 nt
Organism: Papaver somniferum (opium poppy)
Lineage: Eukaryota; Viridiplantae; Streptophyta; Magnoliopsida; Ranunculales; Papaveraceae
Product: callose synthase 9-like
Exons: 3
Cellular component (GO): plasma membrane
Molecular function (GO): glucosyltransferase activity
Source: RefSeq, a predicted model, not a curated record